GUCGUCUUGUAGUAAACAAAUAUGGCUCUUAGGCGCUUAAAUUGUUGUGUUUCGUUUUCAUGGAAAGUGAAGUAUUCUACCCACAGUGACCCUUUGGGCACUAAAUUAAAAGAAAGACAAGCCCAAAUGAUGAAGAAAGGUUUGCCGGUCAAAAAACCAAUCGAAGGCGUAAAAAAUGUCAUACUAGUCGCCUCUGGUAAAGGUGGUGUUGGCAAAUCCACGGUGGCAGUCAAUCUUGCGCUUGCACUGAGUCGGCACUUACCUACACAAGAUGUGGGUCUGCUAGAUGCUGAUAUAUUUGGCCCUUCUAUUCCUACCAUGAUGAACCUUUCUGGGAAUCCCAUGCUGACGGAAAAAAAUCUCAUCAAACCACUUGUCAACUACAAUAUCAAAUGCAUGUCAAUGGGAUUCUUGGUUGACAACAAAGCCCCGGUUGUUUGGAGAGGCCUCAUGGUUAUGUCAGCGAUUGAAAAGCUCCUACGUCAAGUAGACUGGUCGCCGUUAGACUACCUCGUAGUAGACAUGCCUCCCGGCACGGGCGACACCCAACUCUCCAUCGCGCAAAACGUCCCAGUAGCUGGAGCCAUAAUCGUCACCACGCCACAGGAAAUAGCUUUGAUUGAUGCGCGCAAAGGGGCGUUGAUGUUUCAAAAAGUGGGCAUUCCCGUUCUCGGUCUGGUCAACAACAUGUCCUCCUAUGCGUGUCCCAACUGUGGCCAUCACAGUCAUAUUUUUGGCGCCUCUGGCGCUGAGAAACUCGGAAAAGAAAUCGGUGUAGAUGUCUUGGUGGAUAUACCGUUAGACACCUCUAUAAUGGAGGCUGCUGACGGUGGCUAUCCGAUUGUUAUCUCUUCUGCAAGCAAUAAUCCCCUGGUCCAGGCGUACAUGUCGUUAGCCGAAAAGGUUCUAGGUCGAUUGAGUGCUAUUAAGAAUGAGACGAGCCGGUGAUAGAAAUCAGAAAGAUACAGUGAGGCACUGACAGUCAAAGGAGAUUACGUGUGUGAGUAAAUGAGUAAGGAAAAUUGAAAAUCAUUUUCUGAUUUGAGAGUAAAAAAAAGAAAAAGUUCCAUGCGGUUUAUUUGGUUGUUAGUGCGACUAGACAUCGGCUUCGUCACGUGACCCUUUUUCGUUUCCAAACUGUAUGCCAUCCCCCAUAAGCUCGAGAAGAAAAAAAAAAUUGGGAAAACAAUACAAUUAUUAGGAAAAAGGAAA
Molecule: messenger RNA, 1212 nt
Organism: Daphnia carinata
Lineage: Eukaryota; Metazoa; Arthropoda; Branchiopoda; Diplostraca; Daphniidae
Gene: Nubpl
Product: iron-sulfur protein NUBPL-like
Exons: 6
Coding region: 22-948 (308 amino acids)
Biological process (GO): iron-sulfur cluster assembly; mitochondrial respiratory chain complex I assembly
Cellular component (GO): mitochondrion
Molecular function (GO): 4 iron, 4 sulfur cluster binding; ATP binding; ATP-dependent FeS chaperone activity
Source: RefSeq, a predicted model, not a curated record